AUUCAUUUAGAAGAAAAUUUCUUCCACAAUCAUUCCACAUCAGUCCGCAAAACUACAGACUUUGUGAUUGAGCGCAUUUCGUCCAAUGUUAUCAAGAAUAUUCGCACCAAACUUAUCCCAGAGCUGAGAGAAUCUGCACUAGAGAAGUUAAAGGAAGUUAUUGAUGCUGCAACACAAGGUUCUCCUCCCUGUUUGGAAUGGACUAAUGAUGUUUUACAAAAGCAAGUGAUGGAAUUGUGUCAGGAUAUGACACUACAGAUAAGGAAACAGUCUUCUCAACUGGCCCUCCAGCAGAGCAAUGAUGAGGUCCUUACAGCUCUCUCACUGCUCCUUCCACCAGGCAUCUCCCAACAGGGUGUAGAGGUAUGCAGAAAGAUAGUGUGCCGGUGUAGCCAGGAAAAAGUAGCCUCAUGGGUACACUCACAUCUGACACCUGCAGUCUUCUCCAAGGACCUCACAGCAGACAGUGACCGACUUCUCCGUCAGGCCCAAAAGGCUGCAGACCUCCAAGCAAUGGCACUGCAGACCUCAUACAAUGACACAACAAUCUCCAACUUAGAGUUAUCUGGAACAUUGGGAACAGAAACCAAUUUUAGUGCAAACCAGUCUGGCCCUUCACCUCUUGACUGUCUUUUGAAUUCUCCAACUAAUGAGCCACGUCAAGUGUAUAUAAAAGCAAAGAAAGUGAAAAGUACCCAGGAAAGUGUGCCAAUAACUGUGACCAAGCAUGAUAUGGAUAUACCCUCACCCUCCACAGUUCUCUCUGCCCUUAAGGAGUUGGUCCGGACAUUAAUGAAUAUUCCUAAGGGAGAAACGCCCAAUACAAUCAGUGAAAACCAAAUUAAAUUAAUGCUGGAGGAAGUUGGAAAGACUUUGACCAAGAGACAAGAUGUUACUUUAGGUGUUGUCCGGGCUCAGGAAACUCUCACUGUGGACCUGGCUGUAGCUGUUGCUGUUUGUGUUCCCAAAUUGAUGAAUUCAGAGAUGCAGAAGAAGUUUGUGUCUCUAUGGAAACCAGUGAAGGAUGGUGGAGUAUUACCAAACCCAGGAAGUCUCAACUCUAUUUUGUGCUCCCGCACAGUAAUGCUUGUUGCUCAGAAUCCUGUGGUGAGCUGCCAAACCACAGCCUGGCAAAAGAUAGAGGAACUUAUCUCACUGCUGAUAUCUGCUGAACUGCUGACUCCUGCAAGUCUAUUGGAACAGUGUGUUGCCUUACUGAGACACACAUGGCCACAGGAAAUUCUCUCAGGAAUAUCAUCAUGUAUUGAGGGAGUAUCAAGAAGAGCUCUGGAGCAAAAGGACUUCCAUGAUGAUCCAACACUCUUACACAUGCUUGACUGGGUUGGUUGGGUGUGUCAUCAAGUGGAUGACUUUGUAGAUGAUGUUUAACUGUAAACUACUUGGAAGUUAAUUUUUAUAAGUCUGUUUUAUUUUAAUUUCUUCUAGACUAGAAAGUGUUAUGUGUAUUUGCAUUUUAUUUGUACCAUUAAAUAUGGAAAUUUAUAUUCUAUCAAACAAAUGUAACUCAUUCAUUUGAAAUAAAUUAGUGAGAAUCUAUAAAUAAAUGAAUAUUUCUUA
This is a messenger RNA of Homarus americanus (American lobster), 1578 nucleotides long. RefSeq lists its product as uncharacterized. The record is from RefSeq and is a predicted model, not a curated record. Gene Ontology annotation, biological process: chromatin organization. The transcript has 8 exons. Lineage: Eukaryota; Metazoa; Arthropoda; Malacostraca; Decapoda; Nephropidae. Gene Ontology annotation, cellular component: nucleus. The annotation marks the transcript as partial.